AUGGCUCCGUCCCAUUUACGAUGGCAAAAAAAUGGAUACGAUUGGAAUUUUGUUAUUCAAGGUGUAGAUUUCUUCAAGUCUUUGUUAGAGAUGGUUUCUGAUGAGAUAUGCACCAAGGCAAGCUCAUGUGCCUUGGAAGUUCUAAUAGAAAUACCUGGAUCUUCAAAGAAAUGCCGGUUACGGGCGAUCGAGGCUGGCGCCGUUUGCGUCCUCGUUGAGCUUCAGCCGGACUCGAACCGACCGAUAUGUGAAAAAGUUUUGCUGCUGAUAAAAUUGCUAUGUGAAUGUGCCGAAGGUAGGCUGGCGUUGGUGGAGCAUGGCAUGGGCAUAGCGGCGAUCUCCAAGAGAAUGCUGCAUGUCUCCAUCACGGCAACAAAGAUGGUGGUGAAGAUUUUGUGGGUGAUCAUGAUUUGUAGCUUUCACCCUACAGAAAGGGUGUUGGAGGAAAUGCUGGUUUAUGGAUCGGUGAAGAAGCUUUUGGUGUUGUUGCAUAUAGAUGGCCGGUCUUCAACCAAGGAUAAAGCGAUAAAGAUGAUCAAGUUGCAUGGGAAUUCAUGGAAGCGAUACCCUUCCCUUGUGAAUUGAAGGAAUAUAUGGCCUUUAAUUUGUGAGUAAUUCUUGCUAAAAAAAGAUUACAGAAAUUUGAUCAUUAAAAGAUGAAAAUUAGAAAAUUUUAUAAUAUGAUCUUCUCCAGAAAGUUUGAGUGAGUAAAAUGUAUACCG
Alnus glutinosa is the source of this 722-nucleotide messenger RNA. RefSeq names its product E3 ubiquitin-protein ligase PUB23-like. The record is from RefSeq and is a predicted model, not a curated record. The transcript is spliced from 2 exons. Gene Ontology annotation, molecular function: ubiquitin protein ligase activity. Bases 1 to 585 code for a protein of 194 amino acids. NCBI's taxonomy places the organism in Eukaryota, Viridiplantae, Streptophyta, Magnoliopsida, Fagales, Betulaceae.